UUAUUUAAUUGUAGAAACAUUAACUUAAAAAAAGAAAAACAAAAGAACAUACAAAAUGUCGGAAGGGAAAAAAAAAUGUAGAGUAGUAUCUAAGCAAUAAAGUAUUAUGAAUCAUUCUUGUGGCUGAAAGAUAACAUGAAUCACUUGUGUUACAAAGUUUUGUAUUGAUUUAAAUUUUAACAGGGAAUCGAAAAAAAAAAAAAUAUCAUAACCUCAUGUUCUAUAAUACAAAUUAAUUACUGUACUAAAAGGAUGUAGCACCAGGAACACUGACUAUCUAUCUGCUGAGUUCAAAUGUCUCAUGUCUCCCUGCCUGUUUUUAUUUUUUCGCCACAUCGAACGAUUCGACAACUUAAAGCUCAGACAGGUGAAGUUCUAACUACCAUUAGGUAUGAAAUCACUAAUCUUAACACUCUCUAUACAUAGCUCUGUAAUGCUGCUUUGAUCGAUCUCUACUUGUAACUGAAAAAUCUAAGCUAUUCGUCGAAAUGAAUAUCCCCCGAUUUAAUCUGUUCUUAUGGAUUGUUCCUUUGUUGUUGAUGGUAUUUCAUCAAGCAGAGUGCUACGAUCCGUUGGAUCCAUUUGGAAACAUUACGAUUAAAUGGGAUGUGGUGUCUUGGACGCCCGAUGGCUAUGUGGCCGUGGUGACGAUGAACAACUUCCAAAUGUAUCGCCAUAUUAUGAGCCCCGGAUGGACGUUAACGUGGGGUUGGGCAAAGAAGGAAGUGAUUUGGUCGAUGGUCGGGGCGCAAGCCACCGAGCAAGGAGAUUGCUCAAAAUUCAAAGGUAACGUUCCGCAUUGUUGCAAGAGAAAUCCAACAGUCGUCGAUCUCCUCCCCGGAGUACCUUACAAUCAACAAAUCGCCAAUUGCUGCAAAGGCGGCGUCGUCGCCUCGUGGGGCCAAGACCCCGCUGGCGCCGUCUCGAGCUUCCAAGUCAGCGUCGGCGUCUCGGGAACUUCCAAUAAGACAGUGAAGCUCCCAAAGAAUUUCACCCUCCUUGGCCCCGGGCCGGGCUACACUUGUGGGCCCGCCAAGGUCGUCCCCUCCACCGUCUUCUUAACUCCCGAUCGCCGCCGGAAAACUCAAGCUUUGAUGACGUGGAACGUGACGUGUACCUACUCGCAACACUUGGUGUCACGGAAUCCCCGGUGUUGCGUGUCCUUCUCGACGUUCUACAACGACACCAUCACUCCUUGCCCGAGCUGCGCCUGUGGAUGCCAAAACAAGAAAGAAUGCGUAAAGCCCGACUCGGAAAAACUGAAAAAGGAGGGAAUAAAUACUCCGAGGAAGGACAAUGUCCCGUUGCUGCAAUGCACGCACCACAUGUGCCCGAUCCGUGUCCAUUGGCAUGUGAAGAUCAACUACCGCGACUAUUGGCGCGUCAAGAUCGCCAUCACCAACUUCAACUACCGAAUGAAUUACACGCAAUGGACGCUCGUGGCGCAACACCCCAAUCUCGACAAUGUCACCCAAGUCUUCAGUUUCGACUACAAGCCGCUCCUCCCGUAUCAGUCGAUAAACGACACGGGGAUGUUCUACGGCAUGAAGUUCUAUAAUGACCUGCUGAUGGAGGCUGGGCCGUCGGGGAACGUACAGACGGAGGUGCUGCUGAAGAAAGACGCCGAGAAAUUCACGCUGAGGCAGGGAUGGGCCUUUCCCAGAAGAGUUUACUUCAAUGGCGAUGAGUGUCAGCUUCCUCCUCUCGAUGCCUAUCCAAUUCUGCCUAAUUCUGCUCUUCUUCUUCCUCUUCCAAAUUACUACUACUAUUUUCUUUUCUUUUCUACCAUUUUUAUGCUUUUCUUUGGUUGCUGAUUCUGUGAUAGUUUCUUUUUUGUGUGUAUAAUUUCUUUUUUCUUUCAUUUCGUGUUCUUGGUCGUGGAAUAAUACAAAAACUGUACGUGAUCCAAAUUCGAAAUUUGAUCUGAAAUCACUAGAUUUGAACAUCA
Andrographis paniculata is the source of this 1948-nucleotide messenger RNA. Its product is annotated as COBRA-like protein 4. Gene Ontology annotation, biological process: cellulose microfibril organization; plant-type cell wall cellulose biosynthetic process. NCBI's taxonomy places the organism in Eukaryota, Viridiplantae, Streptophyta, Magnoliopsida, Lamiales, Acanthaceae. Bases 489 to 1814 code for a protein of 441 amino acids. The transcript is spliced from 6 exons. The record is from RefSeq and is a predicted model, not a curated record. Gene Ontology annotation, cellular component: plasma membrane.